UGGUCUCGCGAUACAGAGGCUAGCCUUACUUGUCUCUACUGAAGAGGGAGGGGCUGCAGUUAGGGUUAGGUACUAGAAUGAUGAGUGAAGAUACAGGUGAGUCCUCAGGAAGGCAAGAGCAAUUUUGUGGGAUGGGAAGGUUCGGGUUGAGCAUUUCACCUUUGAUCAUGAAGCUUCAAGAAAAGAGUUGGCUCGUGCCAUUAUCAUGCACGAAUAUCCCUUAUCCAUUGUCGAGGAUGUUGGAUUCAGGAAGUAUUCAGCUACCCUCCAACCUCUAUUCGAGAUGGGCUCUCGCAAGACUCUUGAGGACGAUAUCCUUAAAAUUUAUGAUUUCGAGAAGGCAAAAUUGAGAAAUGUGAUUGAAGCCUUGAAUACCCGUGCUGCAAUCACUACGGAAAUGUGGACUUCAAAGGAAAAGAAAGGGUACAUGUCUGUCAUUGCUCAUUACAUUGACGACUCUUGGGUGUUGCAAAGUCGUAUGUUGAGGUUCAUUUAUGUGCCUGUACCUCACACUAUGGAUGUUCUUGCGCAAAAUUUGAUGGAUGCUUUGACGGGAUGGAACAUAGAGACUAAACUUUCCGCUAUCACAGUUGAGAAUUGCACUUCUGGUGAUUGUAUGCUUUCUAUUAUAGUGGAUAAGUUGAGUAGUUCAUUCUUACUUGAUGGGAAAAUUGUUCAUAUGAGAUGUUUUGCACACGUAUUGGAUCUUGUUGUGAAAGAUGGGUUGUCUUUGGUAGAAAAUGCAAUUGAGAGAAUACGUGAUAGUGUAUCAUUUUGGUCUGCCACUCCAUCAAGAGUGGACAAUUUUGAAGCUGUGGCUCGUCAAGCAAAGAUUUCAAGUUUGAACAAGUUGGGUCUUGAUUGUAAAACCUGUUGGAAGUCAACUUAUUUGAUGCUUAAAACAGCCAUGUGGUACAAAGACCUUUUCCCGAAAUUAAUACUUUGGGAUGAACACUACACUUGUGUACCUACUGAUGAUGAUUGGAAGAUGGCCAAGAAUAUUGCUGAAAAGUUGGAAAUCUUUUGUAAUGCGGCUAAGUUGUUUUCUGAACAAAGUUUCCUAUAGCAAAUUGUUACUUUAUGAAAAUUUGACAACUAAGAAUUGCAUAGGUGAAAUGGGUGAAAGAUGAUGAUGUGGUUAUUAGUUCAAUGGCAAUUAAAAUGUAUGAAAAGUUCGAGAAGUAUUGGAAUGUUAUUCAUGUUGUUUUGGCUGUGGCAGCUGUGUUGGAUCCUCGGUAUAAAUUGAAAGCAGUGGAGUUUUGUUUUCGUCGAAUUUAAGGUGAUAAUGCACUUCUUGAAAUUGAGAAAGUGAAGAGAACUUGUUAUGAAUUGCUUCACGAGUACCAAUGUAAAUCGCAUGUUUCUCCUACUUCUUCCCAAGCAUCAUCUCUUCAAGUUUCAAAUGGUUGUACUUUUGACUUGGAGGACAUACCUUCUGAGUUGAUUGCUUUUCUUAGUGAGUCUUCUACUAAUGUGCAUGUCGGUUGUGAGUUGGAUCAUUACUUGGAUGAACCUACUUUGCCAUGGACUCGAGAUUUUGAUAUUCUUAGUUGGUGGAAGACAAUGGGGAUAAGGUUUCCUACUUUGCAAAAGAUUGCUAAAGAUUUUCUUGCUAUCCCUGUUUCCACUGUUUCAUCUGAUUCGACCUUUGGUACUAGUAGGAGGAAAGCGGUUCGUCUUCAUCGAAGUAGGCUACAUCCCAACACUUUGGAGGCAUUGAUGUGCUCACAUGAUUGGUUGUGGAAGAGCAGUGAAGUAGAAGAUUCUUGUUCAUCAGCAGAUUCCAAUUGCUUGUGCAUUGCUGAUGAAGAUGAGGAGGGCUGAGAAUUUUUCCGAAAUCGGACAUGGAAUGAAAUAGAAGGUAAACAAAUUCCAGUUUAUGAGUAGGUUCAAAUUGUUAAUGCUAGAAUGAGAUGAGAGCCUUGAGCCUUCUUUGGAUAAUUGAAAUUGCUAAUUACUUAGUGUU
Molecule: messenger RNA, 1966 nt
Organism: Theobroma umbraticum
Lineage: Eukaryota; Viridiplantae; Streptophyta; Magnoliopsida; Malvales; Malvaceae
Product: zinc finger BED domain-containing protein RICESLEEPER 2-like
Source: RefSeq, a predicted model, not a curated record